This is a messenger RNA of Seriola aureovittata, 6716 nucleotides long. Its product is annotated as SH3 domain-containing protein 19-like. The transcript has 17 exons. The record is from RefSeq and is a predicted model, not a curated record. Gene Ontology annotation, molecular function: protein binding. The coding region runs from base 320 to 3760 and encodes 1146 amino acids. Gene Ontology annotation, biological process: protein transport to vacuole involved in ubiquitin-dependent protein catabolic process via the multivesicular body sorting pathway. Lineage: Eukaryota; Metazoa; Chordata; Actinopteri; Carangiformes; Carangidae. Gene Ontology annotation, cellular component: ESCRT-0 complex.
CAGACAGACAGACAGAGAGAAACUCUUCAACCGAAACCCAACACAACGACAAGUAUUGUUUUAACAUAACAACAGAUUUUAAACCGUCUCGCGGCUCCGGAGCUGCCGAGCACCGAACCGGAGUGUCGACCGGAUCCCGGGAGACGUUUCGGGGCUUUAAAGUUGACGGUGUUUGGGUGAACUUGUCCCGAGUUGUUGUGGUGGUGUCGGUGGUGGAUGUUGGCGACGACGGAACAAGAGGAGGAAUAAUGUCGCUGUCUCUGUUUUGACUCCAUUUUCCCCCAGAGAGACGGAAAAGGUUAAAGAAGGAGAAGCAGACAUGGCCGAGGCUCGGUCCGAAGAAGAGGAGGAAAACAUGAUGAGGGACACCCGGGAACAAGUGGUCCGACGACAGCCGAACAGCUCCGGAGGUCGUGCUGACAGACGAAAGCCAGAGCAUCGUCACAGCCAGGGUCCCCUCUCGUCCAUCAGAGCCGCCAUCAAGAGAACGUCCACCAGGUCGACUUCUCUCUCGGAGACUCCCAGAGACAGAGAGCGAGACAGAGAAAGAGACAGAGAGCGAGACAGAGAAAGAGACAGAGAGCGAGACAGAGAGCGAGACAGGAGGCGACCAGAGAUCACCAUCCUGUCUGCAGAGCCGCUGGCCUCCACGUCCUGGUUCCCAGGGGCCUCUGGAGGAUUCCCGCCUCCCCCUCCUCCUGCCGCACAGAUCUGGGGACCCACAAUCCCUCCGUCCAUACAGCCUCCUCCUUCCUAUGAGGAGGUGAUCAGAGAGAAGACACAGGAGCAGGGUCUCCUGCCUUCUUCUUCCUCCUGCUCCUCGUCAUCCUCGCCACGUCCAGUUUCCACAAUAACCAUCGCCACACAGACUGACCCAGCGUCUGCUCCCGACCCCGAGGACGCACCGGAGAGAAGACCGGUGAGACCACCACGACCACGACCGCCUCUCUCUUACCCUCCCAAAUCGUCUCACAUUGAUGACAUCACCGCCAGCCAAUCAACACUCACCUCCAUUAGCAGUGACAGUAUUAACACACACGCCUCCUCCCCUGUGACCUCAACCACCGGUGCUCAAACUGACCAAUGGGAUCAGGCUUCAGCUGCUGUUGACACGGCGACUACAUCUACUACAUCUUCUCACGCCCAGUUGCAGCGUCCACGCCCGCGGCCUCGUACUAAGAUCGGUGUCCAGCCAAUCAGCAACGAGGUCAAAGUUCAGACUUUGGUGAAACUCCGUGAGGACGGUUUGGCCACGCUAGCCGCCCGCACAGAAGCCGACACCGCCAACCAGGAAGUGAGUCAGGGGAAGUACCUGCAGGAGCUGCUCGAGGCCUUCAGCUCAGACGACUGGGGCUUCCCUGAUCGCCGCAGCGACAGCAGCGGGCACAGCCAAUCAGAGAGUGAGGAAGGGGAGGAGGAAGUGGACGGCGAGGACAUGGCGACUCUGAAGGCGAGGAUACAAGCCUUCGAGCAGCAGCAGGUGGCUGAUGGGAGCUGCGGGGACGCUAACAACAGAGACUUUGUUGUCACAAAGAGACCUGAACCCCGGCCGCGCCCUCGUCUCCAGGGGCAACCAGCCAAAUCUGCCCCUCCCAUCGUCGCACCAAAACCCAAAAACUUUUCACAUGCUCCGAAACCAUCCUGCAAGGUUUUCUGGGAAGAUGGUAGUUUGGCGGCGGCGGCGGUGGCGCCAGCAGACUCGAGUGGCGCAGAGACUCUGAAAAUAACUGAACCGCCGUCUGAAGACUUGAACCCUAAACCUGCUACAGAACCAGCACCUUCCUGUGCCCCGAAACCUGCUCCAGCUUCGGCGCCCCCACCCCCCAGAACCACUGAAAAACCUUCGCUCACGCCAAAACCCCAGGCUGCUCCAGACACCCUCCCAGCCGGUAACCCCGCCCCCGUCCCGGCGCCCAGGCCCCCUCCUCCCAAACACACCUCCUCUCUCAGUGACACUCCCUCCCCAGCCAACCCCAAACCCCCACCCAGACCUCCGGUCGCCCCUAGGGCCAGCGCUGGAGCCCCACCCCAGGAUAAGAGCACCGCAGCCGGACACACCACCCCGACUCUGCCCCCGAGACCCUCAGUGGAGGUCGGCAGUGGAGCACAGACAGAGACAGGAAGUGACGAGACGCAGGACGCUGUGAACCCAAUUGUGAAAGGAGGAAGUUUCCGUCCAGGCAUCCCGACCAAACCAGCAGCACUGACCUCCCCACGCAGAGCCAGCGCUCCAAAUCUGGCCCCCAAACCCACAGGACUCUCGACAACGCCUCCAGAUCCAAACCCAGCCCCCGCCAAACCUGCAGCUGCUCCAGCUACAACCUCCAAACCAUCAGGACCGGCCGCCGCCGCUCCAGUCCCAACCAAACCUCCGACUCUGACUCCAGCUCCGGUUCCAACUCCGGUUCCAACUCCGGUUCCGGUUCCGGCUCCGGCUCCGGCUCCGGCUCCGGCUCCGGCUCCGGCUCCAGCUCUGAGGAAAGGCCCUGUGAUCCAGACCAAAGCUGAAACCGACAGCACCGCUAACCCAAAGUCCUCAGACCCUCCUCUUCCUCCACGGCCUUCAAGUGGAAAGUUCCUCCCACUUCGUCCUCCACCAAUCAAAUCCAUCCCUGGGCGACCACCGCCUCCAGCCGUCACCUCGACUCCCUCAGCCAAUCAGACCCCUCCCCCUCCUUCCAAAACCGGUCCCGCUCCCUCUGUCUCACCUGUUGGCCAGUCUGCACCUUCACAGACCACGCCCCCUUCUCCUCGGUCUGUAACGGCCAAUCAGCUGCAGGCUCAGAAGGCACCGAAGAGAGGACCGCCUCUGCCCCCCCGGCCUAAACCUGGACAUCCUCUCUAUAACAGCUACACGAAACAGGAAGUCCUGAUUGUCCUGGAUGACCCCAGCCCGGCUCCCUCAGAGCAUCAAACCCCCGUCGCCCCCGUCAUCAGCCCCUCACAGUGUCUGCUGGACCUGGACACCCCACCAGAGCCGCUCCCGGAUCAGGACCGCCAGUCGAAACCUGCCCUGGAGGAGCUCGGCCUAUCAGAGUCCCAGUCGAUCCUCCCUGUGCAGCCCGCUGAGCAGAAGGAGCAGCCAGACCCUCCCCCUGUCAGCGGUCCCCGGUGCGUCGCCCUGUUCGACUACGAGGGCGAGGAGGAGGACGAGCUCACCUUCUCCCAGGGUGAUGUCAUCGCCCUGCUCGAGCUCAUGGGGCAGGAGUGGGGGCGGGGCCAGAUCCACGGCCGGGUGGGAGUAUUCCCCCUGAACUUCGCUGAGGUGGUGGAGCCGCUUCCGCAGCCGCCGCCGCCGCCAUCGCCAGGGGAGACGACAAAAAGUACGUCGGUGGACACGGCAGUGAUAGAAAGUUCUGAACCAAAGACUCUGCAGGACCCAAACCCAGAGGCAGAGGAGUGGGCUGUGGCUGUGUUUGACUUCCCUGGUCAGACUGCAGAGGAUCUGUCCUUCCACAAGGGGGCGGUGAUCCGAGUGACGGAGCACGUCGACGCAGAAUGGAGGAGAGGAAGACUGGAGGGGAGGGAGGGGCUCUACCCCGCUGCCUUCACACAGCCCUACCAGGUCCCAGACCAGCAGUGGGCAGGUAAAGGAGCGGCCAAGGCGCUGUUUGACUUCACAGCAGAGGGCGAGGACGAGCUGUCACUAAAGGUCGGUGACAUCAUGACACAGGUGGAGCCUGUGGAUGAGCAGUGGAUUUUGGGAGUUGUGGGCGGGAAGCGUGGGAUUGUGCCUAAAAACUACAUUUCACUUCUCUGACGAGGAAAUCCUGAAACGGCCCGAGAGCAACUUUCUUUUAUCGUCUGUUAAAACAGGUUCCGGUUUCGAACCGGCAACCUCCCGACCUGCCGACGCCGCGGAGCGUUUCCUGCGCUGAGGAGGAACGUGCACACGAAUCUGAACAUUCACAUUUUGAAGCAGUUUUUUAAUGAAACAAAAGCAGCCCGGUCGGUUUUUAGUGGUAAUUUUGUUAUUGAUCUGGACUCUGACAUGUCAUCGGAUUGACAACCCUGACCUGACGUCGCCAUGGCAACUGAGACGUAUGAUGACAAAGAACAGGAUGGACCUGUGCUGCCUUGACGACGGAGGAAAACUGAUGUCGAUGACGUUGAGUUUUGUCUCAGCUUCCUGUCAUGUUGUGACGUUUUUGUGGGACUGGAUUCGACUCUUUUGGAUUUGACUCUUUUGGAUUCGACUCUUUUGGAUUUGACUCUUUUGGAUUUGACUCUUUUGGAUUUGACCGGGACUCGAACCCUGAAGCUCCUGCUCGUGACAGUUUUUGCGCUGGUGUGAAAUCGAUCAGUGUGAUGGGACAUAAAGGAAAAACACACGGCUGCUUUUUAGACGACUUCAGCUUUGCCUCUUUGUAUCUGUUACAGAUGUUUAACAAAAGUUUUUAUGGUGUCCGUGGAAACAGCAUCCGAACUGGAAGCUCUCAGCUCCGCAGGAGGAUUAAUUCACUUUAAGUAACUCAGUUAAAACCUAGAACAACAUUUAUCUUUAACAUAGUGAACCGUGCCGAGCGUUAAUUCUCCUCCAGAGCCGGAGGAGAUCAGGAAACUGAAUUAAAGCUCCACAUUAAUUCAUUCAGUUUUCAGAUGAACGACUGCGAGGUCUCGCUUUUCAAUAGUUAAUGUGUCCGUGGAGCGGCGGCGAGGCGAGUGUGAGCUGCAGGCAGGAAGUUGUUGUGCGACCUGAGUGACGCUUGGUGCUGUUAUAUAAUAUUUUAAACUUGUAGAGCAAAAAUUUUUUUCCUCUUUUGAGACAAAUUAUUAGUAAAUUUUCGUUGAAAUGUUUUGUUUUGCGACACUGGUACCUGUAGCUAUUUAUAAAUGACUGUUGCACAUUUCUCAUUGGAGAAACUUUUUAUAAAAUGUUUCACAUUCCCGAAGCUUUGAAGUUUAAACCGGAUCAUUUAAAAGAGAAAACACUACGACUAGUUUUCAUCUGUUGUCACUGCUGAUCAAAGCUUUUCUAACCGUGUGAGACUCGACACGUCGCACAAGAUCCAAAAAUACUGUAAAAGCACCGUGUGCUUGAGGAAAGUUGCGUGAUUAUUUUUUAAGUUUGACGUAUUUUUGAAAACAGUUGGCAUUAAAGUAAAAUAAAUACACGUAACGCUGUAUUUAAACUUGCAGUUAAAUCUCGACACUAAGAGCGAGCAGCUCAGUAAACGACAAAAACACAAAAGGUCAUGAAACUCAACCGUACACUUCGAACCUUUUUUAAAUCCCUUCUGGUACUUAAACAUGUUGAUGCUUUAUUAGUCAGCUGUUUAAAGCAUUUAUUACAGCUUUAAAUGUCACGCUCCUCUUGCUUCCUGCAGUUAAACGGUGUGUGUGAGGUGGUUUUGAACGCGCUUUGUGCCAACAACAGGAAGUGUGUCUGUCACAACGUUAGCGACGGUGCGGCUCUGGAUGUGAUUUUUAAAAACGUGCUUGUUCCUUCUAUCAGUCCUCACGUGUUCCUUCACAUUUCCUCCUUACGUUUCCUUCCUCUUAAAAAAAAACGGCAUCUCUCAUUGGUUCGUUCAUCAACUGAAGUGUUUUUAUUCUCAUUGAAGAUAAAACAUGGACGAUUUUCUCUUAAUGUGCUGUCAGCAAAUUAGCAGUGAUGAUGAAUUCCUCUUAUUAAAUUAAUGAUUUUAGUUGUUUGUCUGACACUUGAAGGUCUUAAAAAUGUACUAACUUUUUACAUUAUUCAGUUAUUAUUUAUUAUCUUUUCCAUUUAAUUUUGAAAGUCUUGACGGCAGUGUUAAACAUAGAUUUACAAAAUAAAAUGCAGCCAGAUGACAGUGAGGUUGUAUUAUAGUAGACGGUGCUUGGUUGUCCACUUCUUUUUAAAUUGCUGUAUGUGGAGUCCUGAACAUGACAAUAAUGUGACGUGAUUAUUUUGUCAAAAUGUUUAUUUACUAGAGAAACUUUUCUGACAGUUUAUUUUAAAUCUAAAUGGUCACUGAUGGUCAGAGCUCCUAAAAUGUAAUUAGAUGAUGUAAAAUGCGUCGUAAAAAAAAAACACAACACAAAUCAUGCAGUUUUUGUAAUUUGACAGUAAUGAAAGACGUGUGGGGAAAUGUUUUACAGUUACAGACAGAAGAUGCUUUCACUCUUCUCUGCUCUGUGCAGACACUCGCAUCCAGCCGUCUGUUAAAAUCACCCUCACCAGACAAUCCAGCCACUGCUUCAAGUGCAAACAGUUCAUUGUUCAUUGAAGAAAACCUUUCAGCAUCCAUCCAUCCAUCCAUCCAUCCAUCCAUCCAUCCAUCCAUCCAUCCAUCCAUUCAUUCCCUCCAUCCAUCCAUCCAUCCAUCCACCAUCCCUCCAUCCAUCCAUCCCUCCAUCCAUCCAUCCAUCCAUCCCUCCAUCCAUCCAUCCAUCCAUCCAUCCAUCCAUCCAUCCAUCCAUCCCUCCAUCCAUCCAUCCAUCUUUCCCUCCAUCCAAACGUCUUCACGACUAAUUUGGUGUCAACUCGCUAAAGAGAAAAUCUUCCAUGUGGCAUCUAUUGGACUGAUUGUGCACCAAUGUAAUGAUGUAACACUAGUGUGUGUGUGUGUGUGUGUGUGUGUGUGUGUGUGUGUGUGUGUGUGUGUGUGUGUGUGUGUAAAAGUGAGUGCGACAGAAACAGAGAUUUAUAAAUCGCUUUCUAACAGAUAUUUUAUGUAUAACCAAACAUUCCAACUUUUUAAUCCAAAUAAAAUUUUGAGGCAUUUCAGUAA